AUGAAAGUCGAGCGUACAAAUAUAGACAGAUCUGAUCAGCUUCUCCCUCUCGAGGCACACAUCCUCAAACGCUUGCAGUUUUCUCCAUACGCGGCCCAAUUUCAACAAUAUGGGAGUUGUCAAACAAAACAAGGCGGAUUUCGUGUCCUCAUAAUGGGACUUCUUGGCCCAUCAUUGAACGAAUUACAAAAGCAACAACUCAACGGACGAUUCUCAAUCGGCACGAUACUGAAGAUUGGAAUACAGGCAGUCCGGGCUGUUGCAUUUAUGCAUUCCACGUAUUUUGUGCACCGCGAUAUAAAGCCAAGCAAUUUUGCAAUUGAUGAAGUUAACCACAAACGGCUAUAUCUCUUUGACUUUGGACUUGCAAGAUCAAUAAAAACUCGAGGAGAAAUGAGUUUACGGAGGCCCAGACCAGACGUUCCAUUUCGCGGAACCCCAGCUUAUUGUAGCCUAAACGCCCAUAAAAGAAAUGAGCACGGGAGACACGACGAUUUGUGGUCAAUUCUCUAUAUGUUGGUGGAAUUAGCUAUAGCGCGCCUUCCAUGGCAAGGCAAGACUCGAAUUCUAACAAAGAUACUUAAAGAACAAUUAAUGGAUUCUCAUUAUAUGUUUGGAUGCCCAAUCGCGUUUUCAACAAUUUUAAUUUAUUUACGCUCGUUGGAUUACUAUAAAAGGCCUGAUUAUGUUGGAAUUGAGCACGCAUUUUUUGAAAUGCUGAGGGCACGUAGAUUAAGCUGGGGUAUUCAAAUGGAAUGGGAGAAUCAACGACCUAAACAAUAUAUGGGAGUCAGCGUACCUAAUACCUCAAAUAGCAGCGAUAGAUAA
Meloidogyne enterolobii is the source of this 828-nucleotide messenger RNA. NCBI's taxonomy places the organism in Eukaryota, Metazoa, Nematoda, Chromadorea, Rhabditida, Meloidogynidae. The record is from the annotation of a GenBank genome assembly.